UACGGGAGUACAAACAGAUACUGCCGUACUACAGAAACAGACACAGUCGUAAAUAUUGCAAAAAGAUAAUAUAAUAAUAUGUAAUAAUAACGACUACAUAUUAUUAAUAUUAAAACGCACUUUUACAAUUUAUUUACAGCUAUCAAUUAUGUGUCUUUCUACUACUUAGUACUAUAGGACAUUAACAGUAGUUGUUGUGGGUGUCAGGAAUGGACGGGGUCCGGUGGGCGUUCCGCUGCGGUUCGUGGGUACCGACCCGUUCCGAGUGGACUCUGGCGGCCCGGUGCAUCCAGCCGGAGGAGAAAGAACGAAUCGGGCAGUUCAUGUUCGCCAAAGAUGCUAAAUCUGCCAUGGCUGGACGUCUACUGAUCAGAAAGCUGGUUUGUGAGAAGAUGGGUUUUGCAUGGGACGGGUUUCGACUGGAAAGAACAGCGCGGGGGAAACCGUACCUGCCACGGCCCUCGUCCGGCCCCAGCAUCACUCACUGGAACUUCAACCUGUCCCAUCAGGGAGAUUACGCUGUGCUGGCAGCAGAACCGGGACGCCAGGUGGGAGUAGACGUGAUGAAGACCAGCAGACCCGGCAGUAGCUCUGUGCAGGAGUUUUUCCGCAUCAUGAAUCGUCAGUUCACGGAUCUGGAGUGGACGAACAUCCGGACGGCCGGCUCGGACUGGGACCAACUGGACAUGUUUUAUAGGCACUGGACGUUGAAGGAGAGCUUCAUCAAAGCGAUUGGCACAGGGCUGGGCUUCGACCUGCAGAGGGUGGAGUUUCACAUCUCGCCCAAUCAGAUGCGAGAGGGGCAAGUGUACCACCAGACACGAAUGCACCUGGAUGAUGAAGAAGAGGACUGGAUAUUUGAGGAGAGCUUAUUGGACAAAGAUCAUCACGUCGCUGUGGCGCUGGGAAAACCAGAUAUCAGCAUGUCUAAAGGGGAUGGUGGAACUUUUUGUGAAGCCCCGCCCCUUUUGUUCACACUAUUGAGUUUCAGUGAUCUGGUGUCUAGAGCCACGCCCCUAACAGAGGAAGACUCCGCCUACUGGGAGAGAUUUCAGAGCAAAAAGGAAGCACCUUCAAGGCAAAGUGAACAGCAGUGACCCAUGACAAAUGCAAAUUUAUGUAAAUAAAGUACAUGUUUAUA
Molecule: messenger RNA, 1141 nt
Organism: Ctenopharyngodon idella (grass carp)
Lineage: Eukaryota; Metazoa; Chordata; Actinopteri; Cypriniformes; Xenocyprididae
Gene: aasdhppt
Product: aminoadipate-semialdehyde dehydrogenase-phosphopantetheinyl transferase
Exons: 6
Coding region: 210-1097 (295 amino acids)
Cellular component (GO): cytosol
Molecular function (GO): magnesium ion binding; holo-[acyl-carrier-protein] synthase activity
Source: RefSeq, a predicted model, not a curated record